GUUUGCUGUGCCACUGGAGUGAACUGUAACUGCGAAAACAACGAAGAACAAUGUAACGGGUUAAUGAGGUCUUGACUUUUCAAUGACACCGGCAGUGUUCCUUGUAACCUUUCAAGGAAAUAUCUACAUUAAAAUUAACUAUCCCCGACAAACGGUUCCGGACCUUCAACAUGAGCGCGUCCUGGAGAACUGUUGGCGUUUGUUUUCUACUUUUGUUAUUGCAGAAAAAAGUACUUGCCUCGACCUGUGGACUAUCUAAUUUUACUGACACCCUUUCCGAAGAAGAAAAUGGUUCUAUUAACACCAACUAUACUGUCGACAUUACGGCAACACCAGAGACAGUUAACUUCGUUUAUCAAGUUUGUGAAGAGAACUCUUUAAAAACUGCAUGCAGCUUUAUUCGUGACAAGGACUCUAUGACCAUGGUUGGCCACGACAGGAGCCAAAAGAAAGGAGUUAGCUGCUACUGGGAACAACGAAAUGUCAGCAGGUCUGUGAUGGCUUUAGACAUCUACAUUUCUCAGGUCAUCACGAGGUCACUGAGUGUGAUGGUGCUGUCUCUAGGGAGAGGCGGGAUUGCCAAACCAAAGCGAAUCAUCCAUGUUAAUGUACUUUACCCACCUAAUGUUUCAAGUCUGACCGUCGACGGACACGAGGUUGAUGGUGAUUACAUUAUUGAGGAAGGCAAAAAGACCGAUAUUUUCUGCGUAUUUGACAAAGGCAACCCCCAAAUCAGUUUUCAGCUUCUGGAUAAAUAUAGAUAUGAAAUUAAAUCUGCUGGUAAUGAAGAACAUCUCAGCUAUUCACUCACUGUCUGGUGCAAACACGACUGGCCAGUGGUCAGCUGCGAAGGAAGCAGGUCGACACGGAACAGAUCAGUCUCCUUUCUGGUCAGGUGUCCUCCUCAGUUUCUUGAAAAAAUGAAAAUCGUUAAUCUACGAUCUUUUGAAGAGCUAACAUAUCAUGUUAAGGCUCACACGGCAGCGUUCACUGAAUGCCACUUGACACCAGUGGUUUCAGACGACGACAGCAGCAGCAACAACAACAACAACAUCAGAGGACUAAGCUGCAUCCUUAGCGGUAAACCACCGAAUCUCGUCCUGAGCGUUUAUCUACACAAACAAGCAAGUAUUACCCAAGGGAACUGGACACUGAAUCUUCGAAAUGAAAAAGGUUCUGCCAACACUAUACUGAGCAUCAUUUAUGGUGAAACCUCUUCCGUGUCGGUGGCUUCGGUUCCUUUUCGGCGGGCAGACUUGACAGUCGGCGCAGUUCCGCUUCAUGUCCGUUUGACCUUUGUGUAUCAGUGAACUUUAACCUGUGCUGGGGCUCAUUCGUCGUGCCAGUGCGACUGGUUCCAUCUGUUGGAUGUGCUACUUGGAACUGCAUUUGCUAUGGUGAAUUGUAUGACUGAUAUUUUUGUUUGAUAUUUGGACUACCUAUUGAGGUUCAUGUUGUGUAUGAACUCUGCCCUUAGGCAUGGAGUACACGGUCUGCUACAUACCCACAACAUUUUGUUAUGUUGCCACCUUAUUCUGACUUCCCCUGAUGUUACUUGUGAAGCGCCUUGAAAUUGCUCAUAAGG
Messenger RNA from Pomacea canaliculata, 1585 nucleotides. RefSeq lists its product as uncharacterized. Lineage: Eukaryota; Metazoa; Mollusca; Gastropoda; Architaenioglossa; Ampullariidae. Bases 171 to 1310 code for a protein of 379 amino acids. The record is from RefSeq and is a predicted model, not a curated record. The transcript has 5 exons.